AUGAAAUAUUCAAUUUUAAACUCAUAUACAAUUUUUCUAGCUAUUGAAGAAAGUGAUGAACAAACUUUUGAAUCAGGUGUUCAAUUCUUUGAUGUAAUACUUGAAAAUGAUAUUGAUUUACUUCUAUGUAUUACUUGGGAUCGUAAUCAUUCACAAAUUGCUAUAAUUAAAGAUAAACUAAUUAAUUCAACAUGUGUAUUUGAUAGGUCUUCAAUAACAAAUAAAUUAAAGGACCCUGUCGGAUUUAGUAACCUAGCUGGAACAAGUAUGUUCUGUAUAUGA
This is a messenger RNA of Rotaria sp. Silwood2, 282 nucleotides long. The record is from the annotation of a GenBank genome assembly. Lineage: Eukaryota; Metazoa; Rotifera; Eurotatoria; Philodinida; Philodinidae.